Molecule: messenger RNA, 8634 nt
Organism: Blepharisma stoltei
Lineage: Eukaryota; Ciliophora; Heterotrichea; Heterotrichida; Blepharismidae
Source: the annotation of a GenBank genome assembly
AUGCUUAUCUUUCUGCUGCGAUUUCUUUUUUCCCAAUCCUCAAACGUAAAUGACACUUUUCCUUAUAGCUGCUUUGGAGAUGGCUCCUUUUGUUCUUACUAUUACCUAGGUGAUGGCAUCUGUGACCCUCUCUGUAUGUCAGCCCCUUGCAACUACGAUUCUUACGAUAUGUCCACUUUAACCUACAAAGAAAGAUUUUCCAAAUCAGACUGCUUUGGCUUCUGCGUCGAAAAUGGUUGCAACACCACUGAACUUUCCAAUGGAAUCUGCGAAAAUAACAACUGUAACACUGCUGAAUGUGGCUGAGAAUUAGGCGACUGUGGUUUUUGCAAUCAAAAUUGCUAUGAAAAUAUGCUAGGCAAUGGAGUUUGUGAUGAAGAAUGCAAUACUAGUGCUUGCAUGUAUGAUAAUAAUGACUGUGGAUGAUGUGCUGAAAGCUGUUUUAAAGAAGAUUUAUAUGGAAAUUUAACGGAAUGUAAAAAGGAAUGUGAUAAUAAAGAAUGCUUAUAUGGGAAUUAUAAAUGCACAGAUAAAUUUUGUGCCCCAGAUUGCCCGCCUGACUACUUAAAUGAUACUGUUUGUGAUAAAGCCUGCAAUAAUGAAGAAUGUAAUUGAGAUAAUGGAGACUGCUUAUGUGCCCCAAACUGUACAGAAACUGUAUUAAAUGAGGCAGAUUGUAAGAAAAAUGACCCUUGUGAUAAUAAAAAUUGUGACUUUAAAAAUAAAAUCUGUGGGGAAUGCGCCAGUGGGUGUUUUAAUAGUAUGCUUGGCGACGGGACUUGUGAUGAAAAAUGCAAUAAUUUUGACUGUGAGUAUGAUUAUGGAGACUGUGGGUGUGCCCCAGGGUGCAGCUCUUAUUAUAAUUUUACAAUGCAGGAUUGAGUAUGAGACAAAUCUGACCCAUGCAAAGAAAGCUGCCUUGUACCAAGCUGCUUAUAUAAUUAUGGAGUCUGCAAUGACGAUUUUUAUAUCCAAAGAUCAAUUAUUUACCAAGUUAUAACAAAUAACCAGUCAGCUUAUUUUCAGAAUUCGAUCUGUGUGGAAAAAAAUGAAAAAUGCACUGAAGAUAUAAUGAGAAAGGAAAAUAAAGAUAAAAAAUGUGGCCAAAAUCAGGAAUGUGGUAUUAAGGAGUGCGGAUUUUGUAUGGGGUAUUUAACUGAUAAAGAUACGUGCUCUAAUGGAUGCUUGAGGUGUGGAGAUGAUAUAAAUCAAUGCAUUCAGUGUAAUGGGCUGCAGGUUUUUGCGAAUUGUAUAGCGAAUAUAUCAUGUCCUCCUGGGUUUAUGAAAUAUGAAAAUUUUACUGCUUGGGAUAUGUGCUUACCAGUACCGAAAAACAAUAGCCAAAGACUUUUUGAAAAUAUUUGAGUGAGAGCUCCUAAUCAAAAUGAGACUGAUAAAAUAGGAAUUGGGACUGAAAAAGAUCCUUAUAACUCUCUUUCAUAUGCGUUUAUGCAUGUUUCUCAAAAAUAUACAAAAAUAAAUCUCUUCAACGGUAGCCAUCCUUAUUUAAGACCCAGCUACCAAAACCCCCUUGCACAAAGCCCUUAUGACCCUUUAAUGAGAAGCAUUGACCUAAACUGGGAACAAAUCAUCAUUCAAAGCGUUGAUAAGAGCAACCCAGCAAUAAUUUCUUUUGAAGACCCCCGCAUGAUGAUCCAUUCCAACGCCAAAAAAUUAGUCAUCAGCGACAUCUAUUUAUCAGGCAUAGAAUCAUUAAAGCCAAACUGUACCUUCAGCAACUGCACUUAUUGCCCCUAUCUUUUUACACCUGAUGGAAAAUGAUAUAGAGACGACCAGUAUUAUAUAGUCAAAAACAUUACAGAUUUUCCUCAAAAUUGCACAGAUAAUUAUGAUUUAAUUAUUAUCCAAGUCGACAGUGGCUCAUCAUUGGAAAUUUCCAGUUCAUUUAUUAUGUAUUUUCAAGAGCAGUACAAAGCUUUUAUUAUGUCAAUGGGGGCUGUCAACCUUACUAACGUUACUUUUUAUAGGAUGCAGGCUAGUCCUUUACCUCAGUCAGCAAUUAUUGUGAUGAACUGUCUUACAAAUUGUAAAGGAGUGUCUUUUAAUUUUAAUACUGGCGGCGUUUACUAUAUAAACUGAGGCUACGAGUACCGAGAUGACUUACUCCCCCUCUCUGUGAGCGACCAAAAAAAUUUUGUUCGCUCAUAAAGGGGGUUAAUUUUUUUUUUAAAACAAUUAUAUAUAAAAAAUUUUAUUGAAAUUGUUUUUUUCUAAAUUUAAAAAAAUACUAAUACGUAAAAAUUUGGGAAGCAAAUAUUAAAUUUAAUUUGUAAAGUUUAUAUUUUAUAACGUAAUUUGUUUAAAAUAAAUAGAAUUAGCUCGAGAUUUCAUUAUACUAAUUAUCACUUAUAUAUCAAAAUGUUUUUCCAUGACAAAUUUUUCUAUUAAAAAAAAUUUUUGUUCGCUCAUGGAUGGUGGGCUUUUGGGCAAAAAAUAAGGAUUUUUCUAACGGUUUUGUUCAUUCACGGAGGGGGGGAAGUUAGAACAAAGCGGAUUUUUCUAUUCAAAUGGCAUAGAUAGUGUCAUUAUAUAUAAUGUCACUUUUGAGUACAACAUGGCUAUCAGUGGGAAUUCCGCUAACAAUUUCAAUAAAUUUAUAGAAAUUAUCAACUCUAUAGGAGUUGUUACCAUUGAUAACUGCUGAUUUGGCAUAAAUCUGGUGAAUUAUUUAAUUUACAUAGACUCCCAAUCUUUAGCAUACACAGACUAUGAUCUUGAUAGAACCUACACAGCCCGUGUAUAUGACCAAAUCGCUUUUUCACUUACAAAUACCCAAAUUCUUUCUAUUUACAGCCGUGUCUUCACACGACGACACUAUUUCAUAACGACUAUUUUUUUUUGGCCCAUUUUUUUUCCACCUAUUUUUUUAGCCUAUUUUUUUUAGCCUCUUUUUUUUUGGCCUAUUUUUUUUGGCCUAUUUUUUUUUGGUCUAUUUUUUUUUGGCCUAUUUUUUUUGGCCUAUUUUUUUUUGCCUAUUUUUUUUUGGCCUAUUUUUUUUUUGGCCUAUUUUCUUUGACUUUUUUUGGGCCACUUUUUAGCUAUUUUUUACUAAUAUCUAAGCCUAAUUCCAUACUAAUGAUUUUAAUAUAAUUUUUAAUGUAUUUUAAACGAUUUUAUCAACAAAAAAUGCACCUUUAACAGAUCUCUUACUCCAUGAAUACUAAUUCAUUGCUUUUUAAUUUUCGAGAAUUUUAGAUUUAAUUAGGAGUUUUCCACUUAAUUUACUCAAUAUUAAUCUCGUAAGGAAAUGUAUCCGUUACUCAAUAUUAUUUAGUUCUCUUAGCAGCUUCAUGAAUGAGCCUCGGCAGAAAAAUAGGCCAAAAAAAUUAGGCCAAAAAAAAAUAUGCAAAAAAUUAGGAAAAAAAAAAUAGGCCAAAAAUAAAUAGAUGAAAAAACAACAGGCCAAAAAAAAAUAGGCCAAAAAAAAAUAGGCAACAAAAAAAAAUAGGCCAAAAAAAAAUAGGCCAAAAAAAAAAUAGUCGAUAUGAAAUAUUCGUCUUGUGAAGUAAUCAUUUACAGCUAUUUAACACUCAUAACUCAUCUAAUGGGGCAUGUUACCCAAAAUAUCAACAUAGACACCGUCAAUUUCUCCAACAUCACAGCAGGAGGAAGCGGACUUUUGUAUAUUGACAGUCAAAAUAAACUGACAAAAUCUGAAUAUGACGGAGACAUUAGUUAUGUCACAAGUGGAGGGGUAAGAGUAUCAGUUAUAAUAAACAAAAGAUCAAUAAAUGUGACUAACGUGAAUAUCAAUUAUGUGUAUAGUGGAUAUUAUUUGAUGCAUAUAGGACAGAUGCCGAAUGUUAAAAUAUCAAAUUUAAACGUGGAGAAUUCAGGUGACGGCUAUAAACUAGCACCAAAUGAUCAGGUAAUUGUGCAGAUAAUUAAUGAUCCUUAUUCUUAUAUAAUAUAUCCUUUAUUUUACUAUCAAAUUGCAGACGCAAGCUGCACCUAUGGGAUCCAUAUUACUCAGCCUUAUAGAAUUUCAAUAACUGACACUUAUAUACGAAAUAGUACCUGCAAAGCUAAUUCGGGAGGUAUUUAUAUAUCUGAUGGAGAUGGGGAUUCUUACUUGAACCGCACAACAGUUUAUGAUAUGAGUAAUAAUAUUUCCUCUGGAGCUGCUAUAGAAAUGAAAAAUAUAGCUGGAACUAUGGAAAUUUAUUCACUUUAUUUUUCAGAAAUUGCAUAUCCGAGUGGAGGAGGACUAAGAGUUUCUGACUCUAACAAUUUUACAAUAAAUAACAUUUAUGCCCUUAAUGUUCUUACUGGAUUUGAAGGGACUUUAAAUUUCAAUAGAAUCAUAUAUCUAAAUAUAACAGAUUUUACAUGUGAAAACUGCGAAUCAUUCUGUGGAAAUGGUGGCGCUUUAGGAUAUUCCCCUAAAUUCUCUAAUCUUGCUUAUCCUGCAUUACAGCUGACCAAAUCUUCUUUUACCAAUUGCACUGCGCUACGUGGUGUAGGUGGAUCAAUUUAUAUAGAAAGUGUCAGCUGAAAUGUAGCUAUUGACAUCUUUAUUUCUGAUAUCUCUAUAGACUCAUGCCGAAGUAGCAACGGAGCAGGAAUUUAUAUAUCAAACAGAAUUUCUUUUCAUAAUGCGACUAUAAAAAAUAUCAAUAUUACCAGCUCGUGGUCAGAAAAUGGAGCUGUGCUAUUCGAUGGGCAUUAUAAUGGGUUUCUUUUAAUCGAUAAUUAUCAAGCAAAACAAAAUGAAGGGCUUUACUGUGGGUUUCAAGGCCUUUAUUCAUCAGAUGGAUUUAUAUUAGGAAUUUUUAAUACGUCUUUUGAUAAUUGCACUUGUGAUGGGAUGACGAUGUAUAUAAGUUCAUGGACUUGGGGCACCACAAUUUGAAUAGAAAACACUAAUUUUACUCAGACUUCUCCUGUAAGUCUUUAUGUCUCCAAAUCAUUUGUAAUUGGAAAUAAUUUAUACUUAUGUAUAAUAAUUUUUCAUUAGUUAAUAUUAGGAGAAAUUUGUAUGUACUAAAGGUUUUUUAUAUAUAUUUUUAUAAAAAUUAUAACUCAUUGAAAGUAACUGACUACGGCCAAGCAACAAUAACCAAUGCGAAAUUUCUAAAUAAUGAAGGAACCUCUGCAUAUAUCACAUUUGCAAGUACCCUUGCAUGUACAAACUGCCAAUUUCUGUCAAAUUCUAUUGAUUCUACAAUUGUCGUUGACCAGCAGUCAUCAAUAACUAUACAAAAUUCUUUAAUUGUAGGAAAUAACGUACUCUCGCCAGGCUCAGUUGCAAACAUUCAAGGUUCACAGCAGGUGAGCACGAUUUAUAAUACUACAAUUAUGAAUAAUUAUUCACAAUUAGGAGCAAAUAUUGAAGUAAUAAAUUCGAUUUUGAAUAUUAUUUAUUGCUAUUUUUCAGAAAAUUUAAGCGGCUCUGUAACUCCUGGAAUUAAUGCAAAUGCAGCUAGAAUAUGCUUUUUGCCUUAAUUUUUAGAUCAUUUUAAGAAAAACCAUUCUGUUUUUUUAUAAAAAAUAAGACAAUUAUAUGCCAGAUAAGGAAAUAAGUAAUUUUAUAAGAUAUAUAUAUAAAUACAACCUUGCUCGAAAACCAAUAUGGAACGAUGGGUUCUUUUCUCUAUUUAAGCACUGUCAGUGAAGCUACAAUUGAAAAUUCUGUGAUGCGAAAUGGAACUUCUGAACAAGGAGGAGCUAUUUUAAUCUUACUGAGUUCUUUAAAUAUUACAAAUUCGCUAUUUUCAGACAACUUAUCUCAGCAAGGAGGAGUAAUCAAUGGUAUAACUGGGGCUAACAUAGUUAUAAAUGGCUCAGAGUUUAAAAAUUCCUUUGCUUUUUCAUCAGGCGGCAUAAUUUAUUCCAAUUCGGGGACCUUGCUCCUCCCCUUAGCAUUGGAAAAAAUCUAUCACAAAUUAAAUGAGAAAAAAAUGUUAAAUUAAUAAUUUCUAUUAAAUUAUACAAGAAUCUUGAUAUAAAAUUAAAAUAAUUAUCUUCCUCUGUUCCAAAAAAAAUUGUUACCUUACAGAGGAGAAUUUAGAUAUUUCUAAUAGUUUAUUCGACACUUUUAAUGCUACAGGAAUUUAUGCUAUUGGCUUAUCAAGUAUCAAUAUAAGCAAUACUUUAUUUAAAUAUGGCCUUGGCAUUUAUGGAGGUGUAUUAUAUUCAACCAGCACCUUAUCAUGCAAUAUGAAUACAGUUGUAUUUGAAAAUAAUACAGCAUCAAUUGCUGGGGCAGCUAUUUUUUUCGAAAGACAAGAUGGAAUUCAAGGAAUUGUCCCUUAUAAUCUUACCAAUACUUAUUUUUUGAAUAAUUCAGCUUAUUACGGUGGAGCAAUUUACUCAGAAAGUGUUUCAAUUAAUUUUAAUAAAAGUAUAUUUCAAGAAAAUUAUGCAAAUUCAAGCGGAGGGGCUGUAUAUUUAAGAAGCACAUUAGGCGGAACGUAUCAGUUUCAAGAAGGAAACAUGUUUUAUUCAAAUCUAGCUGGAGUAGAGGGUGGAGCAAUAAAAUGGGAUGGGACAAGGCCUGUAAUAGAUUCGAGCAAUAUUUGAUAUAAUAAUUCUGCUGAAUAUGGGAAUGAUAUUGCAAGCUACCCUGUCACUAUGCAAAUGGCGACUCCUUUUUCAGGAAGAUAUCUUGCAGAUAAAUAUAUAGAUGGAAUUCCGAUUGUAGGGACUAUUAUAAAUGUGGCCCCAGGGCAGGUGUUCCCGCAGUCACUUAAAAUUGAGCUAAGAGAUCAGUAUGGCAAUCUAGUAACUACUGAUAAUACGAGCAGUGGUAAUUUAAAGGCAUAUAAUUCCACAACUGCUAUUUCCGGCACCACAGAAACAAUAGCGCAGCAUGGUAUUUUUAACUUUUCAAAUUUCAUUAUUUCCGAAACCCCAGGAUCCAUCGCCAUGAUAGAAAUCUCAACCUCUUCAAUUGACCCGGAAAAGCAGAUAUCCUCCAAUGACUUCACAAAUUAUUACAGCACAGUCAUAUUACAAAUUAUGCUGAGAAAUUGCACAUCAGGAGAAUUCGAUACAGGAUCUACCUGCCAAAAAUGUGAAAAAGGAAAAUACAGCUUAAAUCCUAGCACUGAAUGUAAAGCUUGUCCUGAUGGAGCCAUUUGUCCUGGAGGGUCUGUUUUAUUAAUGAAGCCUGGAUAUUGGAGAUCGUCCGGGAAAUCUGAUACAAUUUAUAAUUGUCCUAAUAAUAACGCAUGUGCAGGGUCAGCUGAUAAUAAUGAUCUGACAGGAUCAUGCGAAACAGGCUAUUAUGGGCACAUGUGCCAAGCUUGUGAUAAAGGCUACUCUGGGACUUCAAAUAAUAUCUGUAUUAAAUGUCCUGGGGAAGCUGGAAAUAUAAUUGUUCUUAUUUUAAUUGGAACUGUUUUACUUUUAGCAUGUGCAGUUAUCGUAAAAUCUACUUUGGAAUCAGCAUAUCAGCCACAAAAUGUUUAUUCGGUGUAUUUAAAAAUAUUCACAAAUUAUGUCCAGCUUGUGUUUUUAACGACCCAGUUUAAUUUACAGUGGCCUGAUUAUGUUACUGAGCUUUUUAACAUACAAUCAAACACUGCUACUAUAUCAAGCCAAAUUUUUUCUCCUGAGUGUUUUUUAAGACAGUAUGGGGCAUCAUUAGAAAAUUCGUAUUACCAGAGAAUCAUUAUGCUGGCUAUUUUACCUAUAAUACUAUGGACAGGAGCAUUUUUUAUAUGGCUAGGAAUUGCUUAUAAAACGAAAAGAUGGAAUGUAUUGAAAAGAGAGCUCAUAGCAAGUAUGGUAGUUUUGCUGUUCAUGGUCCAUCCAAAUAUUAUUGUAGCUAUGUUUGGGAUGUUUUCUUGUGAAUAUAUUGAUGGGCUAGGGUUCUGGCUCCAACAAAACUUAGAAAUUAAAUGCUGGGAAGGCAAGCACUUAUAUUAUUCGCUUUUAGUCGGCUUGCCGAGCAUAAUUGUUUGGGGACUCACCAUGCCUGCAAUUGUGCUAUUAAUUAUGUUCAAAAGUAGAAAAAAACUGUCGAAGCGUAAAAAUAUGCUUAAAUUUGGAUUUUUAUUUAUAGGCUAUAGAAGAAAUAGGUAUUACUGAGAAUUUUUGAUUUUAUAUAGAAAAAUCACAAUAAUUUGUUUAGCAGUUUUUAUAUUUUCCAAACAAAUUCAAGCUCUUACAGUUUUAUUUAUUUUAUUGAUCUCUUUUGCAGCACAGUCUAAUCAGCGUCCUUAUACUUUAAGCCAUCUAAAUAAUAUGGAAACCCAAGCUGUUUUAAUAGCAACUUUUACAAUUUAUUGCGGACUUUAUUAUUUAACAGAUGAUAUUGAAGAGGUUUCACGAGUGCUGCUAUUUGUUUUUAUUAUCAUAGGAAAUUUAUAUUUUAUUUUAUAUUGGCUUUACUAUAUGACAAAAGCUGCGAUUGAUAUUAUUGUUAAAUCUGUGCCAUAUUUAAGAAUUAAAUACAGAAAAGAUGAGCUCCCGCAAAAUAUCCUGCCAAAUGAAGCAUUAAUAAGAGGUGCAUAUAUCGACCCAAAUGAUGGAAAAUUGAAAUAUUCACUUAUCCAGCUGCCAAGUGAAAGAAUCGAGUAUCCAGUCGAAAGAUAUCCUGAUAUGAAUUCACUAUAUCUUGCAGAUCUUGAAAGACGGUCAGACCAAGCUAACCAGCAAGAAAGCUAG